This is a messenger RNA of Funneliformis geosporum, 993 nucleotides long. The record is from the annotation of a GenBank genome assembly. NCBI's taxonomy places the organism in Eukaryota, Fungi, Glomeromycota, Glomeromycetes, Glomerales, Glomeraceae.
AUGGAUUGGCGUUCUCUUGUUUCUACAGACGAAAGACUUACUAACAUUCUCAGAAUCGCGGAAUUAGCUCACGCAGUUCAACCUUUUCAUGAAGUGUUAAAUCGCGCUAAACAGGUGGAAGAAAGCGUCUUUCAAAAAGCAACUUCUCGGGAAUUUUAUAUUGCUUCUAUGGACCAACUUGUUAAUUAUAUGAAAAAAACUAUUGAAGAUAAAACAAAACAACAUCUCGAACAACUUGCAGAAAAGGAAUAUAAAGAAUUGUUGAAUAGCGGUGACUCGAGUUCAAAAAAUAGGCUUGAUCAAUUAAAAAUUUUGUGGACAAAACGAAUUGAUGAAAUUAUGGAGCAGUCGCGUCGUCAACAAGUUUUUCAGUCACAGCGUCUUCAUUUAUUAUUGCAAAAUUUGCAACUUCAACAAUUAUUACAACAACAAAAGAAUCAUCCAACUCAACCUGCGAACUUAACUUCACUUUUACAACCAUUACCACAACUUACCAUACCGGUAUUACAAACAACUUUAUCAAAUGUUCAUCAGCCAAUCAAUCAUUUGAUUUCACAACCACAACCUACAAUCAUGUUUCAACAACCGCAAACAAUUUCUCCUUUUUAUCAACAACAAUCUAUUUAUUCUUUUCAAGAUCAACCAAUGACAAUUCAACAGUUAUUUCCUCCUUCACAACCCUCUUUUACAUUACAACCACUAAUCACCCAACAAUCUCUUACAAUGCAGACGACUGCUCCAUUAACCACUCAAACAAAGUCAGAACAAUCACAAUUAUCACAAUCAUCUUUACCUCAGGCUUAUUGCCUCGUAAAGGAUGCUAAUGUACAUAAGGAGGAUUUCAAAGCAGCUCUGAAAUUACCGAUAAAUGAACAAAAGAGGCACCCACCACCUGGUGCGCCUGUGAUACCGGUACACGCUUUAAAAGUUGAAGACGUUCAUGCCGAUACCUCUUCCCAGGUCCAACUCCAUCAAAAUUGUCAAUUAAGAUGA